GUUCAAGUUUCUACAUUUUGGAUGGUCUUAGACGGAACAAAUGGCAAGCCCUACCACCGCGUCAACAAUUAGAGGUCAGUGUGUUUUCGGGUCACUGGAGGCUCUGAACUCGGCUUUGUCCAGUCAUGAGGAGGAAACCAUCUCUAAAUUUGUCACACUACGCAAAGAAAAAGACUUUGGCCAAAGGGUUGAGAACCUAUCAUCUGAAAAGAAGGUGUACUGGGACCUAAAGCAUGUGCCGUAUGAUGGAAUGCCUUUCCACCUGGUGGGAACCAAAACAUACACUUGCCACCUGGGGCCUGAUCAAAAUGUUAAGGCGAAGGAGAGAUAUUGUGCGAAGAAGGAGAAACAAGCGCUCGAAGACCAUGUCUUCAUGCCCAGGUACCAGCAGGUACAACGCACAAAAAAAAUGGACUGCCCUGCACAAUUCACAGUCUACCAGAUCAUCAAAUUUCCAGCUUUCAGGAUCAAAGAGAACAUCAAGUCAAACAGGAGAGCAGCAUCCGCAGCACUGAAGAAUGCCAUAGAAGCUGACGCGUCCAUGGCUGCUGAACUACGAGAACCCAUUGAUCCUCGUGUCAAAGAUCAGAUUGUCAAGCUAACAUUGGCAGGGGUAAGGACAGUAGAUGAGAUAAGACGACACCUGGCAACCUUUGUCGCAGAUGAACUCUUCCGCGGGGAGAAGCCACCUCCACCGACUCGGCACAGGUUCUACCCCACAGACGCAGACAUCAGGAAUAUGAUGACACGAACUAGGGAUGGCACAAGAGGUGCUAAUGAUGACCAGGCCAAUCUACAGAUACUGACAUCAAAAUGGACAGCAGAACAUGACUGCAAGAUCCACUACAGACCUAGCCAGGUGCUGGAGGAUGGUACCACCACAAAACUUUUGUUUUGUUAUCAGACUGCCUGGCAACAGAGGCUUCUUAGCAUGUAUGGGCAACACAUCUGCCUACUAGAUGCCACCUACAGGACGUGCCGGUAUUCCCUACCAAUAUUCUUCAUUUGUGUUCGCACUAAUGUGUGUUAUUUGGUAGUUGGAGUCUUUGUCACUCAGACAGAGACCACAGCAGCUGUGUCAGAGGCCCUGGGUGUCAUCAAGGGCUGGAAUCCAUCCUGGUCGCCAGACAAUUUCAUGGUGGACUUCUGCCAGGUGGAGAUAGCUGCCCUGGGGGAAGUGUUUCCAGAUACAAAUGUUCUCCUGUGCGACUUUCACCGUGAGAAGGCCUGGAGAGACUGGUGCUGGAAUGGCGAGCAUGGGGUGAGAGCUGAACGGGACAGCCUGCUGCAGUUGCUUAGGGAUGUGGCGACAGCUUCGACACAGGAGGAGUAUGUGGCAAAUAUGACCAAGCUGCAAGACUCUGCCAUGUGGAGGACCAACGAAAAGCUGAGAAAUUGGUUUGGCAGGAAGUGGAUCCCUGAGGCAAAGCGAUGGGUGCGAGUGUUCCGUGACGAGCAGCUCAAGAUCCCCAUAAAUACAAACAAUGGGGUGGAGAGGCAGAACAAGACAUUCAAGCAGCUGCUGCAGGGACACAAAAACUGCAGCCUCAGUGACAUGCUGACAGUUGUCACCUCAACUUUCCUCCCGAGGUCCUAUCAGAAGUAUGUACAGCUGAAUGUGGCGUACUCUUCAGCAUACCGCCGGUAUAACACCGUCAUGCCCGGCUUCCUCCACAACAGGCCACGAGGGGUGGUGACCCACAUCAUGGAACGCAUGACAGAGGCCGAGUACCACACAGACGAAAUUGUUCCGGUGGGUGAUGGCUUGUUUAAUAUCAAGAGCGCAUCUCACGGGAAUGGCCACCACACCGUAGAUUUUGGCUGCAACACCGAUGCCCCAUCCUGCACCUGCAUGGACUGGAGGAGAAGCAAGCUGCCAUGCAAGCACUUUUGUGCCAUAUUCCUAAAAAACAAAGAAUGGGGAUGGGAGAAGCUGCAUGCCUCCUACAGGGAAAACCCCUUGCUGAGUCUUGAUGGGCAUUGCUUGCCAGGUGAGGGGGAGGACGACAUCAGUGGCAGCCAAUUACCCCACACUCCCUCUACUUCUUCACCACCGUCACCAUCACAGUCACCACCGUCACCAUCACAGUCACCACCAUCACCAUCACAGUCACCACCAUCACCAUCACAGUCACCACCACCAUCACCGGUGUAUUGUGACCUACCAGCAAGGAGGCAGCAUUGCGUCAAACAACUGCGCACUGAGUGUGGGAGUUUGCUGAGGGAGAUUACGAACCUCACGUAUAACAUCCAGGACGAGGAGAAUCUAAGAGCCCUUAAAUCCCAGCUUCAAGAUCUGCAGCACCAGAUCCAGCAGUAUACUCCCCGUGAUGACUGUGUAGGCCUACCCCUUGAUGCUGACCAAAUACCCAAAAAAAGGAGAAGGGCAGGAUCUCCGGAACAGCAAUUGGCAAGCCUUCCUGUUUACAGGGCACCAAGGAAAAACCCAUUUACCAACAGGGUUGGGCACCAUGCCGAGGUGAUGAGGAGAAACUACAACACCACUAUUGAGUAAAGUGUCAUGGUAUGCUCUCUUUAUCUUGCUCUCUCUGUCUUUCCCCGCUCUGUCUUUCUCACUCUCUGUCAGUCUCUCUCUUUCUCUGUCUCGCCCUCUGUGCCUGCUUACCUGGUUUUCUCUCUCUCUCUCUCUCUCUCUCUCUGUCUGCCUGCUUGGUUCUCUGUCUGUCUGUGUGUUUUUGUCUGUUUAUCUGUGUCUGUAUGUUGGUUUGUGUGUGCCUGUGUGAUUUUGCUGUACCUGACACCCCAAACCAUACCUGAACCCGAACCUGUUCUGCCUGACUUCCCGAUCUUGACCUGGACCCGUUCGACAACUACUGCUCUCCUGCCCUGGUAAUCCUGAUCCGCCUUCUGUCCCUUGACUACGUUGGUAUUUCUGCCUCAAUAUUACAGCCCUAUUGUAAGAAGGCCUAGUUGUAGAUGUAGGCCCUAUAUUGAGUUGAGCCUGAAUGGGACUAGACAUCUGAUCUAUAUGUAUAUAUAUAUG
Engraulis encrasicolus (European anchovy) is the source of this 3004-nucleotide messenger RNA. RefSeq lists its product as uncharacterized. Gene Ontology annotation, molecular function: zinc ion binding; DNA-binding transcription factor activity. The coding region runs from base 41 to 2515 and encodes 824 amino acids. Lineage: Eukaryota; Metazoa; Chordata; Actinopteri; Clupeiformes; Engraulidae. The transcript has 10 exons. The record is from RefSeq and is a predicted model, not a curated record.